This is a messenger RNA of Pogonomyrmex barbatus (red harvester ant), 2523 nucleotides long. It is a transcript of the gene Eogt, whose product is annotated as EGF-domain O-GlcNAc transferase. Gene Ontology annotation, molecular function: protein O-acetylglucosaminyltransferase activity. The record is from RefSeq and is a predicted model, not a curated record. Gene Ontology annotation, cellular component: endoplasmic reticulum lumen. NCBI's taxonomy places the organism in Eukaryota, Metazoa, Arthropoda, Insecta, Hymenoptera, Formicidae.
CAGUUAUAUAUACUUUCCCAUAAGCCCACAAAAUACACAGAUUGAUACUGUUUCAAAGAUUUAAAUUUUCAAAUGUUAGAAAUCGCGUGUGUGAAGAGUCGAAAAUGAUUUUUUUAUAUGAAAUUGAUGACUUCACUUUUUGAAAAGAAAGCAGUUGAUUUGUGAUCGCAAAUGACUUAUCCUUGACAGUGACAAUGUGUAUUGCCAUGUUGUACAAACGUGCUACACAGCUGACUGCGUGAAAGAUAAUUGAAUACGACAGAUUUUCUAUUUAUUUAUGAAAGAAAGAAAAAGCAAGCCAGUGCACAAUGUCUAUGAUGUAAGCUGACUCAUAUCUCACAGAUAGUGUCUUCAAUAUUACCUCCUCUCACCAUAUCUUCGCACCGUUCCACGCAUGUGUGUUAAUGCGCGGGUUGUGAGGUCAUACACCCACCUUCACAGGUGGUUCGUUUUUCAUUCAAACCGUACAGAAUAUUGCAAGACGGAGGCGCGAGGAACUCUUGAGAAACACCCGGUCAAUUUCAGUUCUUUUUACACGAUGAUCAUGAGGACGUUGUUCGAGAUCUAUUCUGUGUUAUUGGUGCUUGUAUUCACGGUCAUUGCCAUUGAUGGCAAUUACACAGAUAUUAAUCUACCGCACGAGCAUAUCAAGUAUUAUUUCAACUCUUUUCCCACGGUAGCAGAAAAAUGCCGCAAUGAUGUGACGUGUCCAUAUAAGGAUAGUCUUGAUAUUAAAGCUUGUUGGGGCUAUGAGGAAGAUUGUAAAAGGAAACAUUCGUUUUCCGUUCCGUUUUGCCCAGGUGAUCAUAAAGGAUGGGUAGCAACAAAAAAGGCUCAAUUGGAUACAUAUUACGCACAAGGUGAUUUCGGAUAUGUACGCGAUCAGAGAAAGGAGAUGAUGCUAUUAUGUGAACCAUUAUUUGUAGAUGACUCAUCCUUGGAGUGUUCAGAGCAUAUGAGAUUUUGUAGAGCGAGAAACGUGAUGCUAAAUUUCACAGAUUUACUAAAUCGAAAAGAACCUAUACGAUACAAAAUGGACGUGCUAAAAGAAGGUCAAAUUGGCGGUUACUGCACGCUGAACGAAAAAAGGUUACAAGAAAACGCGGAUCAUAUCAGCCCGCUGCAGUCUUGGGGACCAGAAUUACGAAACUUUCAAAAAUUAUCUCACCGGCCGAUCGUUCACGGCGAUUGUGAUGUCGUCAUUGAAAAACCGACUUUUAUCAUGAAAAUAGAUGCCAUAGUAAACAUGUAUCAUCAUUUUUGCGACUUCUUCAACUUGUAUGCAUCAUUGCACGUGAAUCUUUCGCACCCAUCUGCCUUCGACACAGACAAUCACAUUAUGAUUUGGGAAAGUUAUAGCUAUCGAUCGGCGUUUCAAGAUACCUUCGAAGCAUUUACAAGAAAUCCACUGUGGGACCUAAAAACGUUUCGAGGCGAGACAGUUUGCUUCAGAAACUUGGUGUUUCCUCUACUACCUCGAAUGAUAUUCGGUCUUUUUUAUAACACACCACUUAUUUAUGGCUGUGAAAAAUCUGGAUUGUUCAAAGCCUUUGGCGAUCAUGUGCUGCAUCGACUUCAAAUUCCUCUUCAUCAAAGAAAAGAUCGAAAGAUUCGCGUAACAUUGCUGAGCAGAGACACUCAAUACCGAAAGAUUUUAAAUGAAAAUGAAUUGGUAAAAGCUUUGAAGGAAAAUCCAGAAUAUAAAGUUAAAAGGGUGGUGUAUAAUAAAAAUGUGCCAUUUAAAAAGCAGUUGGAAAUUACUAGAAAUUCCGAUAUUUUUAUCGGUAUUCAUGGUGCAGGCUUAACGCAUUUAAUGUUUCUCCCAGAUUGGGCAGCGGUAUUUGAAAUAUAUAAUUGCGAAGAUCCUAAUUGUUACAAAGAUCUAGCACGAUUGAGAGGUGUGAAAUAUUUUACAUGGCAGGAUACGUCGAAAUUAGUGCAACAAGAUCCGGGGACACAUCCUGAUGGCGGAGCUCAUGCUAAGUUUACAAAUUACAGCUUCGAUGUUAAAGAAUUUCUCAGAAUCGUUUCACUUGCAAGAAAUCACGUAAAGCACCAUAAUGCAUUUAAGAAAUUUAAUAAUUCACAUAACAAAAUACAAAAUGAUACUAGGACAACGGAUAUCAAAGAACCGAUACAACCUUCCAAUACUAAAGAACCAAUACAACUACAAAAAUCAGAUAUAUUAUCCAAAGAUGAAUUAUGACCAAGAUUCUUAGGCACUAAAUUAAGAAAAUGAGACAUGACAACAGUACAUGAUCUAAACUGUGUUUGUUGAUCAAAUUUCUUUAUACACUUAUUUUUAUACUAAUGUACAUACUUUAUUUUAAUAAAUAAAAUAAUAAAUGUACGAUAAAUCUCGAUAUGUCUGCGUUACACUUGGCAGUACUUUCUCUUAGAUAUUAAUUUAUAAUAUUAAAAUAUUUACAUAUAUGAUAUCUGUACAUAAUAUUUAAUUACAUUAUCUAUUUGGAUAAUGCAAACUUCUUAUAUAGCAGAAAAUAAAGUUGUUGAUAAAAUCUG